Octopus sinensis (East Asian common octopus) is the source of this 1965-nucleotide messenger RNA. Its product is annotated as zinc finger protein 98-like. Bases 468 to 1487 code for a protein of 339 amino acids. Gene Ontology annotation, molecular function: RNA polymerase II cis-regulatory region sequence-specific DNA binding; DNA-binding transcription factor activity, RNA polymerase II-specific. Gene Ontology annotation, biological process: regulation of DNA-templated transcription. The transcript has 3 exons. NCBI's taxonomy places the organism in Eukaryota, Metazoa, Mollusca, Cephalopoda, Octopoda, Octopodidae. The record is from RefSeq and is a predicted model, not a curated record.
CAAUACGCAUCAUUGAAAUAUGAUUUAGAAUUUCCCGCUCCAUUCAAAGUUGAAAGAAUUCAGACUUCGUUAAAAACUAAACUUAUUCCGCAGAAGACGAUGAUAUAUGCACCAUAACAGAAUAAUGGAUGAUAUUGACAAGAAAGAAUUUUUACUUCAGCUGCAUCAGAACUAUUUACCAGUGUUUAAAGACUAAAGGAAGAUGUUAUACACAGAAUGGUAGAAUUAUUGCGAAAUAUUUCCAUUAAGUUGGGAUUAAUAGCAACAUUUCUCCACGUCGCUUGCUAAGAUAUUUACAAGACAGUUUUGCAAUUUAACUAAACUUAAAAUUGCAGAUGAGUUUGCACUCUUUUCGGAUAUCACAAACGGAACAUCUGAUGGGAGUGUAGCAGAAGAGAGAUUUGUCGAGAAGACAACGUACAUCAAAGAGAAGAGAAUAUUUCUCGUGUUGUAAGUUGAAAAGAAUUAUGGAAAAUCAAUUAUCUGAAAAGAAAGUAAAUUGUAAAAGACAGUAUAAAACGAUGAACUUUUCCAAUAAGAUAGGGAAAACUUUGUACCACUGUGACAUCUGUAAGAAGUCAUUCAAUCAAAAAAGUAACCUCACUACUCACAGGCAAAUUCAUUCAGGAUUCAAGCCAUAUUAUUGUGAUAUAUGUGGUAAAUCUUUCACUCAAAAAAGUUGCUUUUCUCGACACAGGGAUAUUCAUAUAGGAAAGAAGCCAUAUGAAUGUGAUAUUUGUGGUAUAUCAUUCACUCAAAAGGGUAACCUAACUACUCACAAGCGUAUUCAUACAGGAGAGAAACCAUAUCAUUGUGGUAUCUGUGGUAAAUCAUUUUCUCAAAGUAAUGACUUGACUACUCACAAACGAAUUCACACGGGAGAGAAGCCAUAUCACUGUGGUAUUUGUGGUAAAUCAUUUUCCGAAACAACUCACUUAACUACUCACAAACGUAUUCACACAGGAGAGAGACCUUAUUACUGUGAUAUAUGUGGUAUAUUAUUCACUCAGAAAGGUAAUCUAAUUAUUCACAAACGUAUUCAUACAGGAGAAAAACCAUAUGACUGUGAUAUUUGUGGAAAAUCGUUCUCCGUAAGUAGCAGCUUAACUACACACAAGCGCAUUCAUACAGGAGAGAAACCAUUCCACUGUGAUAUCUGUGGCAAAUCUUUCUCUGAAACUGGUAACUUUUCUAAACACAAACGUAUUCAUACAGGUGAACAACCAUAUCACUGUGAUGUCUGUGGUAAAUCAUUCUCUGUAAAAAGUCACUUAACUACUCAUAAUUUCAUUCACACAGGAGAGAAACCUUAUCAUUGUGAUAUCUGUGGUAAAUCAUUCUCUGUGACAGGUCAGUUAACUACUCAUAAACGCAUUCAUACAGGAGAGAAACCAUAUCACUGCAACAUCUGUGGUAAAUCAUUCACUCAGACAGGUAGUUUAAGUAGACACAAGUGCAUCUCUUUAGGAGAAAAACUGUAUAAUUGAUAGCUGUGAUUCAUUCUCUCAAAAUUUGUCUCUGAACUCGAUAUUUAUUUAUUCCUGUCUUGUAUAACCAUUAUUAAAUUUACAAAGCAAAAUUAUAUAAUGAUGUCAUCAAAACCUCUCAACAUUAUAUUUUGUACGACACCACAACUAUCUCGACAGUGAUGAGGAAGCCUUAGGUGCUUUCCAAAUACUCAUACAUAUUCCAUUACACAUUCUAUGACUUAUUUGACAUUUUGUAUAAAUGCUCAAAAAUAUAUUUACAUAUUAUUAUCAUAAAUUAUAAAUUACAUCAUUGUACAGUUAUUGUGUUACGAGCAAAUACACAAGCCAUUUAAAGACAAGAAUUCGACAUACAAUAAAUAGGAUAUACACACACACACACAGAGUCUGAUAUAUAUUCUUCUAUGUAUCUUAUGCAUAUUCUGUUUGAAAUUCUAUGAAAUGGAUGAUACUGUCAGUAAGAUUUUAUACAAUUUUA